AUGGCGACACAAGCAUUCGACCCCUCGCACGUCGACCUCACGACAGCCGACAAAGCCGAGGUAAUCUGUUACUUCACCGUCGGCGAAAACGAAUACAACGGUAUGCUCGGCGCGCGUAUCUCGUCCAUCUUCGUCAUCGGCUUCGUCUCAACCCUCGUAACCUACUUCCCCGUCGUCGCGCGCCAGAAACCGUCUUGGAAGAUCCCACUCGGUCUCUACACCUUCGCGCGCUUCUUCGGUGCAGAAGUAUAUGUCGAAAGGCAUUUUGGCGUGAAGAAAGAAGAGAGCGAGGUUUCCAACAACGCGUUUCUUCGCUCUGACUACAGCAACAACACCAGCGGAGUCGCACCAGGAGCAGCCAUGGUGGACCCAGAAUCCAACGAUAAUAACCCAACUCAAGACCACCAAAACGGGGACCAUCAAGACCACCACCGCAAACACACAGCAAGCCUACGCAGCUACCACUCCUCGUCCUCCCUCUGCACCACCUCAACAGCAGCCCGCCUCUCCUUCGCCCAGCAAAUCGGCGCCUUCCUCGUCCUCGAAUUCGGAAUCAUAUUCCACUCCGUCAUCAUCGGCCUGAACCUCGGCGUCGUCGGUGACGAAUUCAAAACCCUCUACCCAGUCCUAGUCUUCCAUCAAUCCUUCGAAGGAUUAGGAAUCGGGGCCCGCUUAUCCAGUAUCUCCUUUCCUAGCGACAAGGCCUGGAUGCCGUGGGCGCUUUGUGCCUUAUAUGGGCUCACGACGCCGCUGGCUAUUGCGGUGGGGCUGGGCGUUCGGACGACGUAUCUACCGGAGAGUAAGGUUAGUUUGAUGGUGCAGGGCGUGUUGAAUGCGGUUAGUGCGGGGUUUUUGGUGUAUAGUGGGUUGGUGGAGUUGUUGGCUAAGGACUUUUUGUUUGAUAGGGAGAGGACGAGGGAUUUGGCGAGGUUGGGGUUGAUGGUUGGGUAUGUGUUUCUUGGGGCGGCGGUUAUGGCGCUGAUUGGGUGGUGGGCUUGA
Alternaria infectoria is the source of this 999-nucleotide messenger RNA. RefSeq lists its product as uncharacterized. Gene Ontology annotation, cellular component: plasma membrane. The transcript is spliced from 2 exons. NCBI's taxonomy places the organism in Eukaryota, Fungi, Ascomycota, Dothideomycetes, Pleosporales, Pleosporaceae. The record is from RefSeq and is a predicted model, not a curated record. The coding region runs from base 1 to 999 and encodes 332 amino acids. Gene Ontology annotation, biological process: zinc ion import across plasma membrane. Gene Ontology annotation, molecular function: high-affinity zinc transmembrane transporter activity.